AUGACAGUAACGACAGUUCCUUCAACGCAUCCACUUGCACAGCGAGGUCCUCUAUCACAGACGAAUAGUGCAGAAAUGCACCAAUCGAGUGAUCUUCAAUACCAGCGCCGUGAAGCUCAUAUUCCAAAGUCGUCAAGCGAAGAUGAACCACUCUACAUCCUCACGCUCUUCACGGAUAAGCGCCACCACCAGACCAUGACGGCACUACGACGACAGUGGUUUCCAUCGCACGUCCUCAAAGUGGAUGCCCACAUCACACUUUUCCAUGCUCUUCCAGGUUCCAGGCUAGCUAAGUUGAAGCAAGACAUUGCAGCUAUCGCAGAGCGCACGGAAAAGUUCGACAUCGCAGUUAGUGCCAAGGGAGUCUUCGAGAUGGGCAAGGGAGUCGGCAUCAACGUCUCUAACGCGGACGACUUCCAAAACAGAGCGUUUGGUAUACGGAGCGAGCUCAGAGACAAAUGGGAGCCUUUUCUCAGUGAUCAGGACAGGCGGGAGAAGUGGAGAGGUCACUACACCAUUAUGAACAAGCAGGAUGAUAAAGAGGAGGUGCAUAAGUGUUUGGCUUAUUUGAAAGAGGGACAUGCGAACAGCAAGGGAACUGUGGAAGGAUUGAGUCUUUGGCUAUACGAUAGAGGCUGGUGGAGGGAGGAUGAAUUGUUUAGAUUUUCUGGAUAG
Messenger RNA from Fusarium venenatum, 675 nucleotides. RefSeq lists its product as uncharacterized. Lineage: Eukaryota; Fungi; Ascomycota; Sordariomycetes; Hypocreales; Nectriaceae. The record is from RefSeq and is a predicted model, not a curated record.